GAGCCGAUUUGCAUGCGGCCGCCGCGGCCGCUGCCUGCGCCCGAGCCCGCCGCCGCCGCCGCCGGAGCCCGCGCCCGCGCCCGGCCCGCGCAGCCCCAUGCCUCUGGCGCGGCCCUCGGGGGGGCGAAGGUGAAGACCGGCUCCUAGGAUGAGUGAAGGGGCGGCCGCUGCCUCGCCACCUGGUGCCGCUUCGGCAGCCGCCGCCUCGGUUGAGGAGGGCACCGCGGCGGCUGCGGCGGCGGCAGCGGCGGGCGGGGGCCCGGACGGCGGCGGCGAAGGGGCGGCCGAGCCCCCCCGGGAGUUACGCUGUAGCGACUGCAUCGUGUGGAACCGGCAGCAGACUUGGCUGUGCGUGGUGCCUCUGUUCAUCGGCUUCAUCGGCCUGGGGCUCAGCCUCAUGCUUCUCAAAUGGAUCGUGGUGGGCUCCGUCAAGGAGUACGUGCCCACCGACCUGGUGGACUCCAAGGGGAUGGGCCAGGACCCCUUCUUCCUCUCCAAGCCCAGCUCUUUCCCCAAGGCCAUGGAGACCACCACCACGACCACUUCCACCACGUCCCCCGCCACCCCCUCCGCCGGGGGCGCUGCCUCCUCCAGGACGCCCAACCGGAUUAGCACCCGGCUGACCACCAUCACUCGGGCGCCCACUCGCUUCCCCGGGCACCGGGUGCCCAUCCGGGCCAGCCCGCGCUCUACCACAGCACGGAACACUGCGGCCCCCCCGACGGUCCUAUCUACCACGGCCGCGUUCUUCAGUAGCAGUACGCCGGGCUCCCGACCCCCGGUGCCAGGAACUCCAAGCACCCAGGCAAUGCCCUCCUGGCCCACUGCGGCAUACGCUACCUCCUCCUACCUUCACGAUUCUACUCCCUCCUGGACCCUGUCUCCCUUUCAGGAUGCUGCCUCGUCUUCUUCCUCCUCUUCCUCGCCCUCUACCACCACGACACCAGAAACUAGCACCAGCCCCAAAUUUCAUACGACGACAUAUUCCACAGAGCGAUCUGAGCACUUCAAACCCUGCCGAGACAAGGACCUUGCAUACUGUCUUAAUGAUGGCGAGUGCUUUGUGAUCGAAACCCUGACUGGAUCGCAUAAACACUGUCGGUGCAAAGAAGGCUACCAAGGAGUCCGUUGUGAUCAAUUUCUGCCGAAAACUGAUUCCAUCUUAUCGGAUCCAACAGACCACUUGGGAAUUGAAUUCAUGGAGAGUGAAGAAGUUUAUCAAAGGCAGGUGCUGUCCAUUUCAUGUAUCGUCUUUGGAAUUGUCAUCGUGGGCAUGUUCUGUGCAGCAUUCUACUUCAAAAGCAAGAAACAAGCUAAACAAAUCCAAGAGCAGCUGAAAGUGCCGCAAAAUGGUAAAAGCUACAGUCUCAAAGCAUCCAGCACAAUGGCGAAGUCAGAGAACUUGGUGAAGAGUCAUGUCCAGCUGCAAAAUUAUUCAAAGGUGGAAAGGAAUCCAGUGACUGCAUUGGAGAAAAUGAUGGAGUCAAGUUUUGUCGGCCCCCAGACAUUCCCUGAGGUUCCUUCUCCUGAUAGAGGACGCCAAUCUGUCAAACAGCACAGGAGUCUAUCCUCUUGCUGCAGCCCAGGGCAAAGGAGUGGCAUGCUCCAUAGGAAUGCCUUCAGAAGGACACCCCCAUCACCUCGAAGUAGGCUAGGUGGAAUUGUGGGACCGGCAUAUCAACAACUGGAAGAAUCAAGGAUCCCAGACCAGGAUACAGUACCUUGCCAAGGGAUAGAGGUCAGGAAGACUAUAUCCCACCUGCCUAUACAGCUGUGGUGUGUUGAAAGACCCCUGGACUUAAAGUAUUCAUCCGAUGGUUUAAAAACCCAACGAAAUACAUCAAUAAAUAUGCAACUGCCUUCAAGAGAGACAAGCCCCUAUUUUAAUAGCUUGGAGCAAAAGGACCUGGUGGGCUAUUCAUCCACAAGGGCCAGUUCUGUGCCCAUCAUCCCUUCAGUGGGUCUAGAGGAAACCUGCAUGCAAAUGCCAGGGAUUUCCGAAGUCAAAAGCAUCAAAUGGUGCAAAAACUCCUAUUCAGCUGACGUUGUCAAUGUGAGUAUUCCAGUCAGCGAUUGUCUUAUAGCAGAACAACAAGAAGUGAAAAUAUUGCUAGAAACUGUCCAGGAGCAGAUCCGAAUUCUGACUGAUGCCAGACGGUCAGAAGACUACGAACUGGCCAGCGUAGAAACCGAGGACAGUGCAAGCGAAAACACAGCCUUUCUCCCCCUGAGUCCCACGGCCAAAUCAGAACGAGAGGCACAAUUUGUCUUAAGAAAUGAAAUACAAAGAGACUCUGCAUUGACCAAGUGACUUAAGAUGUAGGAAUCUGUGCAUUCUAUGCUUUGCUCAACAGGAAAGAGAGGAAAUCAAAUACAAAUUAUUUAUAUGCAUUAAUUUAAGAGCAUCUACUUAGAAGAAACCAAAUAGUCUAUCGCCCUCAUAUCAUAGUGUUUUUUAACAAAAUAUUUUUUUAAGGGAAAGAAAUGUUUCAGGAGGGAUAAAGCUUACAAUUAAAGCUUUUGGGUAGAAUUCUGAAUCUAAUUUCAGUUAGUCCCAACACUGUCCUCUUUGGCUCUUGGAAGAUGUGGGCAAUUCAGACCCUUGGCCCCACAGUGCCAGUGCCUCAUUCAAAAGCACUGGCAGUUACCUGGUUUCAAAAAGAGGAGAGCUGUAUCCGCAGGUGUAUGCGCCAGUGAGCAGGUGGCCCUUGCCAUUUGGCUUGCCAGUCCCAAGCCCUAAAUUUCUAUUCACCCAAUAGCCUCAUCACAGGUUAUGUCAUGUCGACAAAUGCAGUGUUUUCUAUUUGAUUUUUGGAGAAUGGCACAAAAGACUGCAAUGCGAAGGAGGACAGGAGAGAGGAGAAACCGGGGGCAAUCGUAACUCCUCUUGUGUGCCACCUUCCUCUGAGAUUUGAAUGCACACAUCUCAGCUGGAGGUCUGAAAUUAUUACAGAAAAAGAGACAAAAAAAAUCACUAUGUCGUGUCACUAAAAUCAUGCUAAUAGAAAUGUUUUUCCUUGAGAUUGUUUAGAGGCUCUGGAGGAGCGUUUCUCAGUUUGUGUGCCUGUGUGCAUAUGUGUGUGUGAGCGUGUGUGUGUGUGGACUUGCUCACGCGAGCACAUAUGCUGUAUGCACAUGUGUUCAUUGUGUGUAUGUGUGUGCAUGUGUGCGCGUAUUACGCUUGCUAAAAUUUGUUCUGAAACAUCAGGGAAUCUAAUAUUCAGAGAAAGUAUUUCCCUCUUAGAUCUGUUCACUUUAAAUUUUUCCAUUAAGUUUAAAGUUCAGUUAGUUCUUAAAUCAAGGUCACUUGCAUGGUGGAGUCCUAUAAAACUCUUGACACUGUCUAGACCAUUUUCUGAUGUGAAUACUUUUGAGAGGAACAACUAUUGGCUCAUUAAUGAUAUCAGUAUCAUCAGGUGAGUUAACUGAGGAUGUGUGUUUACUUUGAAUCAUGCCUACUUAAAUUACUAACGCAAGACAAUUAACAAAUUGACAGUUCCCCUUUGCUUUCUCAUCAUCCUCAUUACUGUUUAUUUUAUAGCAAAUCUACUACGUGUGGACCGAGGCUUCGGCUUCUGUGGUUAGUAUGGGAAGAAUAACUUGUUGAAAUCAAAAAACCCAGACUAUUCAGUUCACAAGAAGCCCCCAAAAGAACAGUAAAUUGUGUUGUAUGUUCAUUUGGAAUAAAGCAAUAUUUUUACCACUGCUAAGGUGAACUGAAACCUCUUCUGAAGAUUUGUCUGUUUAUUUACCCUCAUUUUCAUGGGACAUAUGAGGAAAUUAGUGUUCAUAUACCCAGUCUUUUUCCAAUUAUUGGUGGUGUUGAGUUGUUAUGUUUACACCGUUUUAAAUAAAAAGGCACAGUAUUUGAAAGCAUAAAAGAUUUCUUUUACUGCAGUUUGGGAAAACCUUGGUUAAAAUCUCUUUGUGGAAGGCACAUUCCGUGGAAAAGGAAUGUAACUAUUUCUGAGUCAAGCUGUAAAGAGAUACAAUUCAUAUUUCAGGUUAAGUUGUUUCUGUUGAAAAUACAUUGCAAAUUGGUCUUUGGGAACAUCUGUUAUUAAUAGACAUACUGUCAUCCAGAAAAAAGAAAGAGCACUAUGGAUUUAUCAGAACUAGUUAAUAAAAAUUCAAGGUCUCAAAUGUUGAAACACUUUGGUAAAAAUGCACUUUACAUUUAACAAAAGAUUGUGUGAUAUUUAUUAUUUUUUCUGUUACAGUUCCAUUGUUUUGAAUGUAGAGGUAAUAUUGGUAGAAUUUUAAAAGAUUAUCGUGAAUUUAUAAUGUCUAGAUCAUCUAAGUUCUCAUUUAAAAAUACUGUAUGUAAACAUUUUAGAAAAUGGUCUUAAAAACUAACAGGUCUAGAAAAACCCGAUAAGUUGAGCAUCCAAUAUGUCAUUGUGUUGAAAUUUAUCACAAUUAUCAAACAGCUGGAAAGCCUCACAAGUUUGUUGAAGUCAACCUUGUUCUUAUAUAUUUUUUUAACUAAAAUGUUAUACUUGCUUAUCUGGAAGAUUGGUUCUGAAUUUACCAUUAAGAAGGUAUAUACUGUAUAACUCAUUGCAGUUAUACUAACAUAUUGUUUACACUGAAAACAUUAAGAUUGUCAGUGAAACUUAAGUCUUGGUCCAACCCCUUAUUUUUUAAAAAAAUAUAAAAAACUAUGUUCUGUGAUUGUAACAUCAUCCAUAUGUAUUCUUAAAAAGCAGUAAAUCCACUGGCGGUCUGAUAUAAAGUUUAGAUAUACAAUUACUCCCCUAAUUAAUAGUCAAGACAAAAUCGUCCAUAAAUAAUCUAUAUUAAUGGUUACUUUUAAGUGGUCAUUUGUCUCCUUUAGCAAUAUGAUGCUUUCCUGUGAAAAGUAUUGAAGGUCAAAAUAUACGUCAUUGGGCACCAGUGGACAAGUGCUGAUGGCAUCAGUACUUUCAAUGUGAAUCUAACAUGGAAAAUACUUGGAGCCAUCAGUGCUUGGCCCUUCAAGGUCAUGUGCCUACAGGGAAGUACUUAUUUCAGCAAAACACAUUUGAUUUUCCUUCAUUGUCCUUGUCUUUAUUAUGUGAAUAUAUAUUUGGAAAUUUGUAAUUAAAUAUGCUACAUAUUCAUUAUUUACCAGAGGAUGGAUGGUACCCAUUAUUUUUUUACUUUGACUCAUUUUGUGAUAUAUCUUUUUGUUUUGUAAAGCAUAUGUCAUUGUAGUUUGCCUGUGACUACUGUGGGAUGCCAUUCAAAAUAUGUGAGCAAUCUUAUAAUAUUGAGAAAUAGUAGAAAUGAUUUUGGAAAAUCAGCAUCAAAAUUUUCUUCCUAAAUUUCCUAUGUACAUUAAGUGCUCUGUGUUUUACACUCUAGCUCAGUAUCUGCCUUGCUAUGGGUUAAAAACUAAAUAUUUGUAAAUUUAUCACACCUCCAAUGAUUUACAUUAUUUCUAAGUAGCAAUAGCAAGGCUGUCUGGAGGAGGAAGAAUGUUGUAUAUAGGACUUCACAAAUUAACCUGUUUCGAUCUUAGUAACAAAUCAGACACACCAAAAAAGAGAACAGAAGAGCCAAGCAGACUUCAAGAGAAUGCCUGUUGGCUUCUGGAUUGAAUGACAGCUGCAGUUUGAGUGGGGCCUUGGGUGCCUAUGGCUAAGGCUAUCAGUAACCAGAUCUCUACCAGAACAUCUCUGAUGUGUGCCAUAGUCAUGCACACCUAUCCUGCAGUAUGGUGCUAUAGGAAACACUGACUCCCUAAGUCUGUGUGUUGGGGCAGAGGGAAUAGUGGUCCCUUUGAUUCCAGCCCCAUAAACUAGAAAAUACAGCACUGAAACAAGUGCUGUGAGACAUUUCUCAAAUAAGCUUAUAGUCAACCUAGGAACGCAGUAGGAGGGGUGGGAUUUUUAUUUGAUCUUUUGGUAUCUGGGAGACAUUUUAUAUAUAAAGAGUACUUUUUUAUUCUUAUUCGAAUGUAUAGAUUCAGUGUUUUCAAUGGAUAGCAUGUCUACACUGUGUUUGUACUCUUGUCUUCAGAAAUUCUAUCCUCAUCUGGGCAAAACCAGCACAAGGUUUCAAGGCUGUUCUCAGUUUUAAAUGCAUCCCGAUAUGCCGUGGGAAAUGAAGCUUCUAAAUAAGCUUAAUCUCUUCCUUGUUGAUAAUUUCUUUCCCUUUUAAAAAAAUAGUGAGGGUAAAAUAAGAAAUUCACUCCUUAAGAGCCACACCAUUCUCUUAUAAUCUGUUUCCUACUGUAACCACAAAUACACGCACACACCCACAAAUAAAUGUACAUUAAAUUUGUGAAUUGAAUGCCUUAGUAGUUUCACUUUUGUUUAAUCAACAAACAUCAAAGUGAUUGCCUCAUGGAAUGCCAAUGAAAUCAAAGCAUUUAGAGACAAGCCAACUUGGCAACAUUUUGUUAUCCAGGCAUUUUUCAGUUCCUUCUCUUUCUUAGGCAAGCAGAAAUAACCUUGGGUUAGAAAAUUCACAAGAUCCUAGAGUAACAUCUCUGCUAGAUUGUCUUUUAGAAAUGAAAAUCAAAAAUGAGCGUAAAUGAUUGUUGUCCUUGUAGUGUAUAAUGUUCUCAAAUAUAUUUUUUAUAAAUUUAAGUGUAACUUCUCCCAGAGGUGCCUAAAUAGGUGCCUUCGCUUCUGGUACCCACUAAACUCCAAUAAGGACAGAGUGUGUGUGACGGGGGUAAAGGGGACACUGAAUGCUAAUGUUGCAGACUCCAGUGAAGAUAAUAGCAGGGGUAACCAGAUGUAAUACUGAUGAAAUAGAGAUCAGGUUUCUAGUCCUUUCAUAAUUUUUUGUCAGGAAUACCUGUAUUGAUUGCACGUGUACUGUUGACUAUGAAAGAAUUAAUUGUGUGAUAGCAAACAAUCUCUUAUUGUUGGAAAUGAAUUAGAAAAUAUUUUCUAUCGGAAGUUGUCUUUGUGAAAACUUAUACCUUAACUAUACAUAAGACUAGUUCCAUGACCUCAUCUGUCAAAUAAGGUGGAUGACUGUUUAUCUUUGCUUUCCCUUCCAAAUUGAUGCCUUUUUAUCCAGUCCGUCUAACCCAGACUUUAUCUGGUCACCUGUCAUUCUUUAACUUGAACCCAACUCUUUAAAAAUACUCUGUAAAAGUCUAUCUCACUAAGACUCAAAAAUAGUUAAAAUCUGUAUAUCUAUCCAUAGAUAAUAUUUCCAUUGAUAAUAUCACAUUUAAUUUCCAUGGAGGAAAAAAACAGGAUUGUUUCUGUGGUGGUUGUUAAUGUAAAUUUACCUCGGGCAGGUAAUUAAAAAAGGGAUAGACAAGAAAAUACCCAAUUCUAAAGCUUGAAAAUCAAAUGGGAAAAUUUGCCCCAGAAUUUUUUUAAGAAAUUAUGAUGAAUUAUCAAAGACAGAACAAGGGGCUCUCCAGAGAAGGCAUGAGACCUUGAAGACGUCCGUCUCUUACAGGGCCAAGGACACACCCUCAUUUGAUAUUCAUAAAUACAAGAUACUUAUUGAUAUUCUCAAUUAUUUGCAUAUCAAACAAUAUAAACUCUCCUACCAAUAGUGAAUAAAUUAUCUGGAAAUACUUUCACAUCAUUGUUUAAAAUAAUCCUAUCUUUGGGAGCAGGAUACGCAAAAAGAAUGCAGGGUUUAUUUACAUAUUUAAUUUUGAUUGUAAUUGCUGUUUUUGAAAAAUUAAUAUUUGUAUGCUCUAUCAAUAGCAUCCUGACUAGCACUAAUUAUUCCAUAUAUAAUUUGUCUUGGUCAAGAUCCCAAAGUCUGAAUUCUUUAGCCAUCAAUAAAACAAUAUGAAAUGUUAAAA
Molecule: messenger RNA, 7768 nt
Organism: Callithrix jacchus (white-tufted-ear marmoset)
Lineage: Eukaryota; Metazoa; Chordata; Mammalia; Primates; Cebidae
Gene: NRG3
Product: neuregulin 3
Biological process (GO): intracellular signal transduction; nervous system development; animal organ development
Molecular function (GO): chemorepellent activity
Source: RefSeq, a predicted model, not a curated record